CUCCUUGUGGGUCUUCAUCACACACAGCUCAUUAUUGGUCAUCUCCGAGCUCCCAGUCAUCUCCCCGCUUGUCUUCAUCACAUGCAAUGGAAUCUGAUUGGUUACCAUCACACUCAUCUCAUCAGUCAACACCGUCAUCCCGCCCGGUGCCAUCUAAUCAGUUCUCACUCUCUGCACAAAGGUCCCACCUAAGCUCUAAAAAUGCUACAGAACUAUUCAAGCCAUCUUUCAGAGUGGGACAGUCUGAGAUGGAGCACAUACCUUGCUCUGUUGCUGAACGGUAUAUGCUACAGCUGCUUGAAUAUCAGAAACAGCAGCUAAACAAACUAAUGGCUAUGGUCAGCUCUCUGCCUGGGAGAACGACCAAUGAAUGUCCUGCUGAACUGCCCGAAGAUAUUCAGUUUCCCUUUGCCUCAAUUGAUGACGUGCAAAACUUUGAAGAUUGGCUGAAGGCUCCUCACAAUCGCUCACAGAGGAAGAACCUGAUCACAUUUUUAGCCUGCAUUGGGGGAAAAGACACAAAGUGGCUAACCUGGAACAUUCUUUCACACAUCUACGCUAAACAUUUGGCCCUCCAGAUUUGCUGGAAGGGAACAACAGGCAAGCUCUCAUUUAAGCAGAUGGAAGCAACAGCAACAAUGAUCCGCUGUGCUGUACGCAAAAACCAUGUGGCAAAGCAAGCAACAGAUGUCGACAUUGACAAACAUAUCAUGAAGUGGUUCCAUUUGGGCUCAGACAACACCCGCAGGGGAAGUCGCCAGAGUCGAGCACAGGUAAGGAUUAAGGGUAUAAAAUGAUUUCAGCAUAAACCAUGAAAAUUGGAAAGCAGUGUUUUUGAAACAAGUAUAGAAUAGUGACAA
This is a messenger RNA of Melanotaenia boesemani (Boeseman's rainbowfish), 860 nucleotides long. RefSeq lists its product as uncharacterized. The record is from RefSeq and is a predicted model, not a curated record. Lineage: Eukaryota; Metazoa; Chordata; Actinopteri; Atheriniformes; Melanotaeniidae. The transcript is spliced from 4 exons. The coding region runs from base 87 to 797 and encodes 236 amino acids.